UUUUUUUUUAAUGACACAAUUCAAGGAAAAAAAAAUUAUCAGCUGUUUAUAUUUUUGAUAGAGCUUGAUAGAGCUUGAUUAAUGUUUUUUUUUUUCUUUUGACAAUUAUUAAAAUUAUAAUUCUUUUUUUACAUCAACAGGUUUAUUUAAAACGAAAUAAUAAUGGCUGCAAUUCGUCACACACUUCAAAGAGAAGUAUUUACACCAAGUGAUGAAAAAUUAUUGAGUGUUUGUUUUGUUUGUAAAACAUAUAAGAAAAAAAAAACAAGUUUUUUAUGUUUAGCAACAACAACUGAUACACCAGGCUCAUUGUUACUUUAUCAAGUUAAAAAAAAUGAUAAAAAUAUAUAUAAAAAAAAACAAUCAUGGCCCCUGACUGAUAUACAAAUAGUUGAUGGUGUAAGCUAUGAUUCAAUGGACAUAGAAUUACAUAUUGAUAAAAUAUACAAAUGGUCAUCAACAGCAUCACAAGAACGUCGUACAUUUAUUAGUAAUUUGUACACAUACUCAUGUAGUCUUCCUCAACGUCCUGAAUUUAAAAAUAUACAAAAAGAUUGGUUGAUUGAUCCAACAUCAUUAAAAGAGUCUGACAGUAUAACAUUAACACCAGAUUUAUUAACACCAGCAAUAUCAUCAGAUUAUCAGCCAAUAACUGAAAAAGAAGAACUAGAUCUUGCUAGUUUAAUGUCUGGUUGUAAUUAUGCAAUAUCAAAUGCUGAAUUAUUUAUGGAAAAUCUAUCAAAAGAUUUAUCUGUAUUAGAUGGUGAAAAUGUACAGUCUGUAUUGGCAUCAGAACCACAAGUAACACAAUUAAUGAAUGGCAUUGAAGAAGCAAUAACUGAAGCAUCACUUGUCGAAGCUAGAUUAACUGUUUAUGAUGAAGCACUUGGUAGAAUACGUGAAGUUAUGGCAAGAGUUGGACAAAAAAAUCAAGCAAUACAUACAGCAAAUCAUAAUGCACGUUUAUUAUUAGAUCAAUUAGAUGCAAUAAUAACACAACUUGAUAUACCAAGUCAAUAUCAAAAAAUAAUAAAUGAAGCUGAAUUACCUGGUGGACGUAUUGAGCUUGGUGUUGCUGGUGCAUCAUUAUUAAAAGCAAUAACAGCACCAUUACCAUCUGGUCUUGAUAAAUUAAGUGCUGUUACUGAACAAAAACGUCGUCUUGAUAAAUUAAGAGCUAAAUUUUCAAUUCUCGUUGCACGACAUUUAAAUAAUUUAUUUAUACAUUUAGGCAAUGAUCCUGGUGAAAAUUCAGUAAGUGGUGGUGAUUUAAUAUUACCAACUCAUCAAACUGUUCAUCGUGAAUUAGAGCCUUAUACUGAAUUAAUGCAAUUAUUAAGAAAUUUAGAUAAUAAAGCAUUUCAACAAUUGACUAAAGUUUAUACUGGAACAAUGAGUAAACUUUAUCAACGUGAUUUAAAGUUAUUUUUUGAAGAAGCUAAAAGUAGAUUAAUAAGUACAAGACCAUGUGCUAAUACAGCAAAAUCUGGUAAUCAAAAAAUUGAAGAUUUAAUAACACCAGCACCAAUGUGUUUAUUGAGUGGUGAAAUAUGGGCACCACAAGGUGAAGGUAUUUUAUUAGAUUCAUUACUUGAUCGUGCAUUAUCCCAGUUACAACCAGUAUGUCUUGCUGAGCAAGCAUUUUGUGUUGUAUUUUUUCAAUUAAAUAUUGCAUUAUCACCAUCAAAAAGUGGUGACAGUGGUGAUGAUGCUAUGGAUAAUGUUAGUAAUGCAACAAGUCCUGGUUCAUCAACAUCAACAGCAAGUAAUAAAAAACUUGAAAGACAAAUAAAUGAAGAUGUUAGAGCAACAAUGUCAGCAAUAUUUCCAUCAUUAGAACCAGAACUCAAUAAUUUCAUAUCAUUUUUAGAUAAAAUUGAUAGUUUUUGGUGUAUGUAUGUUCUGGUACGUUUAUCACAACAUGUUAUGUCUGCACAAGAUACUGGUUCAUUUUUAUCAAUGACAUUUGCAUCAGCACUUGUACAAAUAAAACGUUCAUUUGAUAAAUUUAUGCAAUCACAACAACAAUCAAUAAUAAAAGAUACAAAAAUAAAUCGUAGAAAUAAAUGUGGUAUAUUGCCAUAUGUACAAAAUUUUGGACCAUUUGCUAAAAUUGCUGAAAAAAUAUUUAAAAAUUCAGAUAGAAAAAAUGAUUUAGAUAAAUGGUAUACCAAAAUUGUUGGCAGUAUGUUUGAUGCUAUUGUAAUACACAGUGGUGAACAUCAUAAAACACCACAAGAAGUUAUUAAAAUGGAAAAUUUUCAUCAUCUUUAUGAUUUAUUAAGUCAAUUGAAAAUUACAGUAUUAGAUAAUGAAAGAAAAGAAGCUAAACAAAAAUAUCAAGAUGCAUUAAAAUCAUAUGUUAUACAAUAUUUUGGUAGACCAUUGGAAAAGCUAAAUUUAUUUUUUGAAGGUGUACAAGCUAAAGUUGGUGCUGGUGUUAAAGAAUCAGAAAUAAGUUAUCAAAUGGCAUUUAGUAAACAAGAGCUACGUAGAGUUGUCAAAGAAUAUCCAGCUCGUGAAGUUAAAAAAGGACUUGAAAAUUUAUACAGAAAAGUUGAAAAACAUCUUUGUGAAAGUGAAAAUCUUUUACAAGUUGUUUGGAGAGAAAUGCAACAGGAAUUUAUAGCACAAUAUAUUUAUCUGGAAGAACUUAUUCAACGUUGUUAUCCAGACAGUAAUAUUACACUUGAAUUUAAAAUUCAAGAAAUUUUAGAAUUUUUUUCUGAAAUAGCAAGAUCUCAUUAAACGACAAAUAGUUAUGUAAAUAAAUUAAAAUUACUAUGUAAAUAUUAUUUGCGAAAUAAUAAAAUAAAUAUAUAUAAUAUUCAGUAUAAA
Molecule: messenger RNA, 2838 nt
Organism: Aphidius gifuensis
Lineage: Eukaryota; Metazoa; Arthropoda; Insecta; Hymenoptera; Braconidae
Gene: Sec3
Product: exocyst complex component 1
Exons: 2
Coding region: 163-2748 (861 amino acids)
Biological process (GO): exocytosis; Golgi to plasma membrane transport
Cellular component (GO): exocyst; plasma membrane
Molecular function (GO): phosphatidylinositol-4,5-bisphosphate binding
Source: RefSeq, a predicted model, not a curated record